AUGUGUCGAGCGUGCGUCGUGUGUGCGGCCGAGGCGGACGCGCCCCAACGGCACACUCCAAGCCCGUGGCCAUGGCCGGCUAAGCCUUGGUCUCGUAUACACAUAGAUUUUUUAGGGCCAAUUUUCAAUAAAAUUUACUUGGUAAUAAUUGAUGCCAGAACUAAAUGGCUAGAGGUUUUUUAUGUACCGAGUACAGCAGCUAGCCACACUAUAGUUAAACUUUCCGAAGUUUUUGCUAGGUGGGGUCUACCUAAACAAUUAGUAUCAGACAAUGGGCCGCCAUUUAUCAGUAGGGAAUUUUCUCAGUUUUUAACAAAUAAUGGGAUACAGCAUGUUUUCACCGCACCGUACCACCCGGCUUCAAACGGUGCCACGGAAAACGCAGUCCGCACUGUCAAGAAAGUUAUUAAAAAGGCAGUGAGGGAAAAUAAAGAUAUAAAUUUAUUUUUAAACACUUUCCUAUUGCAUUAUCGAAAUACCGAACAUUGUACUACGGGCGAAAGUCCCGCUUCUCUCAUGUUAGGAAGAAGAUUACGUACUAAACUAGACGUACUUAGACCGGAUAUUGAGAAUAAAAUUAUUAAAACUCAAAUAAACCAGAAAGAGAACACUCCCACUGGUGAACGUGGCCUGCAGCCGGGUGAGGAUGUAUGGCUUCGCCGUAAUCAGGGGAGUGACAAGUGGACAGCCGGACAAGUGACGCAACGUUUGGGCGUAACGGACUACAAAGUUUUAGACACUAUAGGUAAGGAGUCACAUAAGCAUAUAGACCAGCUAAAACGUAGAAUUAGGAGUUCACUGAUUUGUCCCCGUAGUAGUAAUAGUCAGCCAAAUUCGAGUUCCGAGUCGUUGUCUUGCACCGGUGCAGAGGAAAUUAAUGCGCCUAGAAUAAACCCUGCCGUAAAAGACACCGGGAGGAAAUCAAAAGCACCGGAGGGAACCGAAAUACACUACAGAACUUUGUAUAGAGCAUGA
Molecule: messenger RNA, 975 nt
Organism: Parnassius mnemosyne (clouded apollo)
Lineage: Eukaryota; Metazoa; Arthropoda; Insecta; Lepidoptera; Papilionidae
Source: the annotation of a GenBank genome assembly